AUGGCUGCCGCCGCGUGCAGGGCGCACGGAGCGCUCGGGAGCGAACCGGCGAAGCCGCACAAAGAGCCCACGCGGAGGGGCAGGGACUCGCGCCGCAGGCAGGCGGCUCUCCUCUUCCUCAGCAACAUCUCCCUGGAUGGGCGGCCCACCCUGCAGCUCUCCGACGGACACGGUGGCGCCAGCCGGAGGGACGCGGCGGCAGCGGCGGCGGGCUUCCAGUCUAGCCUGGAGGUCCCUGCGGCGGGAAGCGGACUGUCCGCUGCCGGCAGCUACGGCACCUUCGGCGGCGGCGUGUGCAGUAGCAGCAGCGGCGGCAGCAGCGUGCCCCGGAUCGGGCUCGUGAGCGCGCCGCCCAUCCUGGUGCUGCCCACGGACUCCGGCUCCGCGGCGCUGCAGGAGCGCGCGAGGGGCUCCUUCUCAUCCCAGGGGAACCUGCUGUCCCCCGGCGGACAGACGCCGUGCGGACCGCGGAAGUCGCCCACGCUGCUGUCGGUGCAGAGCUGCAACUCCGUGAGCAUCGACUGCCAGCAAAGGUCGCGCACGCCCUCAGGAUCCCCGCGGUCGAGGGCGGUCAAGAAGGUGCACUUCAUCAAGAACAUGAGGCAGUACGACACGCGCGGGAGCAGGAUUGUGCUCAUAUGUGCCAAACGGUCUCUGUGUGCCGCCUUCUCGGUGCUGCCAUAUGGAGAGAGCUUCCACAUCAGUGACCCGCGGCUGGACGUGCCCAGACACAGACACUCCUCGACCACCACGCUGGAGAUGCUCCCGGGGCUGGAGGGCGUGGAGGUCGGGGCCUACGGCAAGACUGUGUCCUACGCCAGGUUCCUCUACCCAACCAACGCCUUGGUUAGACAGAGAUCUGCGCCAGUUGACAUCACCAUACAGAUGCCCCUCUCCAGAACCAGCCAGAAGAGCUACCCUCCGUCUAGGAUCAACAGUACAGUCGGCUUGGAUUUAGGUGUGGACGACGCGGCCGACUACGACCCCAACCUGCUGAGUGACCCCCAGUGGCCCUGCGGGAAGCACAAGAGGGUCCUUAUCUUCGCCUCUUACAUGACAACCGUUAUCGAGUACGUGAAGCCGUCGGAUCUGAAGAAGGACAUGAACGAGACCUUCAAGGAGAAGUUCCCGCACAUCAAGCUGACCUUGAGCAAGAUAAGAAGCCUGAAGCGAGAGAUGCGCUCAGUCAGCGAGGAGUGCGGUCUGCAGCCGGUUACCGUGGCGAUGGCCUUUGUCUACUUUGAGAAGCUGGUGCUCCAGGGGCGACUCAACAAACAAAACCGCAAGCUGGUGUCGGCCGCUUGCGUGCUGCUGGCCGCCAAGAUCAGCAGCGACCUCAAGAAGCAGGAGGUGAAGCAGCUCAUUGAUAAACUAGAGGAGCGUUUUCGCAUCAACCGGCGGGAGCUCAUCACCUUGGAGUUCACCGUGCUGGUGGCCCUGGAGAUGGCGCUCUACCUGCCCGAGAGCAAGGUCAUGCCACACUACCGACGGCUGGUGCAGCAGCCCUGAGCGAACGGGGACACGGGCGCGGUACAUCAUGGUACAGCACGGUACAGCGCGGCUGGAGGACAGCAGGCCCCCGAGUGGGUCACGCGUCCAUGUGUACCCUGCACUUUGAACCCUGAGCAUCCGAACAUGCCAGCAGCUUGUGUACAAUCAGUGGGAAUCUUCCUCCUCCUCCUCCUCUUCCUCCUCAUUCUCAAUGUUAUAUUAUUUUAAAAUAUUUUAUUUCAUUUUUGUACUGUUAACUGUUUUCUCUCUUUGGAAGUCACCUUUGUCGAUCGUGGGGGGUGUGAUACGCCGUGUGGAAACUGGCAGUCCAUCACACGUGAGCCUCGAGUCAGCGUACCAUCUCCCGCAGACCUUAUAAGCUCUCUUUGUGGAAAUGUUUACUUGUUUUUUUUCUUAUAAAAAAUAUAUUUCUGACAAGGGAAGAUUUUUUUUUUUUUUUUUUCCCCCCCCCUUCCGUUCACGAGAUUUUUAAAAAAUAUUAUUUCUUCCUAAAAUUCAUAAAGGGAUAUAACAAACACGUUUUGCGUAAUAGAAGUGUUUCAUUGCACUGCCUUUUUGUUUUACUGUACUUUUUUUUUUCUUGUUCGUAUCACCGUGAAAGAACAACCCGAUCUCGUCACGCACUCGUGUUUUUCCUCGUCGCGUUGUUAUUUAUUGCAUUAUUGCUUGUCGCUGUUGUUUUGAGCGGAGAACACCCCUGUGUUACUACUUCCGUGGUAGCUUUACCGUGUCCCGUUACCAUGUUUCGCGUGUGUUAUUUAUAUAUGCUAUCUGUUCUUCCAGUCCUUGCUCUGAGGGGGGAAAAGCACCAAGGCGCGAAGGGCACCAAGCAAAGAACUCUAUGUUAGAGGCUGCCUUCUCCAUUUAUAAGCACAUUUGUGUUGCUGGUGUGUUACGGUGUCCACUUGUCCUCUCCUCCCUUUCUCUGUCAAUGUGCCGCUCUGCUCCCCCUUUACUUGAAACCGUAACGGCUUCUCUUCUCCUUCCGGGUAACACUGUAUAUGAGCACAACUUAAUGUGAAUAUCUUACUGUGAUCAUCUGAUGAUGUAUUUUCUUAAUUAUUGAGGGGAAAAAGGGAUUUGUGUUAAAUCUGUGUACGGGGUGACGUGCAUCAGCUUGUUGGCAGCGGAGGAAAACGGGACGGAGGUCGGCCCGCCAACUGCAGCCUGGUUUUUCCUCUGUCUGGGGUUGCGACCCUGCGACGGAUGCGGCUCUUCCGUCGCGCGCUGCCCGUAAAGCCAGCUGCGGUGCGUUUCCGCCGUGCGUCUCGUCUCGUGUCGUGUCGUGGCAUCACAAGCGUCGCCGUCUGUCGUCGUGUUUGCACACGCUCUGUAGAGCUGUGAAAGAUGGGGUCGUGUUGUGUUUUUUUUUUUUUUUUUUCCUUCCUAAACGGACACGAUUCCAUGAGAAAAACCCUUUCGCUGUCACUUAGCUGUGUUUUGAAAGCAUGUCGAUAAUAACAACGUUGCACUAUUGGCGGGCACAGCCAGCGCCGCCUUAUGGCGACAACCUGCAAUAAUCAGUGUGAGUACUUGUAGUUGGGCAGUAAGAGGAAAGUUGAGUGUGUCUGAGGCCCAUCCUCUUUGCGUUCCCUCAGGAAGCGUUUGCAGCCAGUGCAGUCUGCUUUCUCACACUUUAUCACAGUAUACCGGCUCUUUCUUCUUCUUCUCCCCCCUCCCCCCCACUUUAUUAUCAUUCCAGAGCUGGUGUCUCAUUAUGAAGCUCAGUAGGUUCUGGCACAUGCGAGAGCUGGUUGGAGUUGGAUCGCUGUGGGAGAUGUGACUAAACAGCAUCAUGAGCAAGAGCACAACCUGAUAUGUGAGGAUACCGAGGAUGCUCGGUAUCAGGCGGCUUUUACUUUACAUGAUGCGUGUUGUUGGCUCGCCAUUGGUCAUUUAGCAGUGUUUACCCAGCGCUCUUUCUUUCCUUAACCUUUUUUUUUUUUUUUUAUUUAAUGAAAAGGUUUCCUGUUAAAACACUAAGUUGUGAAAAUGUAAAUGAGAGCUUCUCGGUGGUUUAGAUGAAAGCUGCAUUGCAUCUUGGGAAGGAUCCUGAAAGAGUCCCAAGGACUCCGGCUGUGGGAUUUUCUUAUGGUUUUUUUUUUUUUUCCCCCAAAACACAGUUUGCAAAAGUUCUCCAUUUAGUCUUUUUUUUAAUUAAAUAAGUAUUAAUGGCAUGCUGCCGUUAAACACAGAGUGCAUUACGCUACAAAGUGCCUGAAACCUUACCUUUUCAGUAAGACCUCUGUCUUGAUUUACCUUUUCAAGCAGAUAUCUGUCUUUAUAGAACUCCAGUUUUGUUUUGUUUGUUGGCGCUGAACUGGUGGGAUGUGGUUUGAUUCGAUUCGUUUGCCACACUGUGACUUCCUACGACCAAAGCUUUUGACAUCCCGGUACCCGACGUGCUUCCGCUGGACCUGUCAGGGGGAAAUUGGGCAGAGGUCCGACCGGUCUGCGAUGUAGCAUCGAUUCCGUUAUGGGUUGCAAACAACACAUUGUGAUAAAUCCUCCCUUUUGAGGUUAAGCAAGCAAUCAUGUCUCAGUUAUGCAAAUGUUGUGUGAAAAGAGUCUGAGUUUCUGAGGAGAAAUCCUGAAUACAUCCUGAAAUGGUGUAGCUAAUUAAUUGGCUCUUGCCACUUUUUCGUGUUUAUAUCGUUGUUUCUGUCUGCUGUGCUUUAGUAGAAAAAUUACCUCAUGCAUUUUAUGAUCCACCACAACGUCUGCAUUUCUGUAAAUAAAAACAUACAGUUUUCAUCAUUGUAUAAUUCCGAAUGAAGUUUAGAAGGGAAAAAAUAAAUAUAUUUUCUGACUGUUA
Messenger RNA from Scleropages formosus (Asian bonytongue), 4327 nucleotides. RefSeq names its product Cdk5 and Abl enzyme substrate 2b (gene cables2b). The record is from RefSeq and is a predicted model, not a curated record. Gene Ontology annotation, biological process: regulation of cell cycle. Lineage: Eukaryota; Metazoa; Chordata; Actinopteri; Osteoglossiformes; Osteoglossidae. The coding region runs from base 1 to 1509 and encodes 502 amino acids. The transcript has 9 exons.